CAACAGAGACAGAGGCGGCAGUGAAGGAUCAACUCUCGAUCUAUCGAACAAGCAGCGCGCGCCGCCGUAUAUGCCAGUCCGGUGCCAGCCGUUCCCCACGUUCAGUCCGCGCGUUCCCCGUGCGCACAGAGGAACAGCGGAAUUUCAUCGGGAUCGCUGCCGCCGCCACCGCCGAGUGUUCCUCCGUGAUGGUGGCAGUGGAGUGCAGUGCUGUCGUUGAUAGUCGCGUAGCAAGAACAUGGGAAGAUGGCGACAUACCUGAAACGUACGUCAAAGCUGUUCGAUCUGUCGCUGUCGCGGCCCAGCGCGGAUGUGCGACUACGGGAUCUCAUGUGCCCGGUGUGCCGCGGCAUCCUGAUCGAGCCAGUGACGCUGCCGUGCACACAUAACCUCUGCCUGCGCUGCCUGAAGGGCACAUUCGAGCACAACAGUCUGAGUUGUCCCCUCUGCAGGCUCAGGGUGGGCUCGUGGCUGCGCACGGCCACCAAGUCGGAGACUUUGGUGAACCACGGCCUCUGGGAGUUCAUCAGGACGAAAUUCCCAAAGGAGGUCGAGGACAAGCACAACGGCGAGGAGCGGGACCUCGGCUUGGACGCUGAUUUCGCAGCGAACAGGAUACUCAGUGCGGCCGGGGAGAUACACCGGGAGUAUGAGGCACAACUCCAAAUAGCCGAGGAAGAGAUGCGUCGGCAAAGGCAGGCCGAGCAGAUAGCCAGUGAGGCCUUGAUACAGAAGAUUCAGGCAGAAGAGCAGCAUCUGUUGUUUGCGCAGUUGGCGCAGGAUCAAUUGCUAGCCAAAACCUUGGCGAAGAAGCAGGUAGCGGAGAAACAGAAGGAGACAGCCAAGUGUUACAACUCGGCUACAGCCGAGUGCUUGAAGACGUCGUCGGUGUCGGUGAGCUAUGCGUACGACAUGUCCAGGUUUAACCAGGUUAAGGCCACGCGUGUAAAUAAUGUCGAAGCGUCACAAAGUGAAAGCGCACACGUGGAUAACAAGAGGACGAGUCUUCCCGAUUCCACCAGAGACAACUCAGAGUCACGACGGACGAAUAUGGCGUUGUUGUCGAAGAUUUGCGCAGAGAGAUACUGCAAAGUGAAGACAAACACGUCCAACAGCUACAAGAACUGUUGCCCGAAGCAGUUGGCCGCUUACAAUACUAUGUCAAAGUCGUUCAAGCACCAGGCGGUACCCAGGUACAUCCAGCCGUGCACCUCGAAUUAUCCGAUGGAUCCCGGGUGCUCCACGUCGCAAGCUUACGCCACGGAGACCAAGGAAGAAUUGCGCGUGCCGAGCGACGUAGUGAAUAGCAAGAAGAAGAGCCUAGGGGUAGAAGUGUGCAGAACACACGGGUCGCUUGGCCCGCACCGGACCGACGACGACGAGAGGAUAGGGAGCGCGGAGAGCUCGGGCAGUCACGACAGCAUUAAUCAGGAGAUCCAUCACUUCAAGCCGAUCAAGACGGUGCCGAGGACGUCGUUUAAGAUUUCCGCAGAUGGAAAGCAGAUAGAUCCAAAGUUGAUCCGAGUGGUUCCUAUCAUGAAGAGGGUGAUCAACGUGAUGCUGAAACCUCCAUCGCCGACGCACUUCAAACGGAUCAUUGGAUGUUCCUGGAGCGCCUUCAGAGGCAAAGCAAGGCAGGACGCACGGGAGAAGCAAGCUGCGCACAAUGUAGAUACGGAUACGUCGGCACCGAUCGAUCAGAAGCCGUCGACGUCACUCAACCAGCCCCAGACGGUUUCGAGCAAGUCGACGAAGCCGCAGACGAAUGACGCUCGACUCGACUUUAUCCUCGAAUCAUCGUUCGACAGCAACAAAAAUUAUACGAAAAGCGUAAACAAGAUCGUCAACGGCACUAAAGUGAGCAAAAAGCUGUCGCUGGGCGACGAGUCGGACAUGAGGACGACUCGUAAGUCCUGGCGGACGCGCGUGAGAAACGGUAUGGUGGCCAAGUCCAAACGACAUCGAAACGUCAGGUAUUGUAAAAAGGGCGCCGAGCUCAUCUCAGACGUGAAAGAGCAAGACGAGGAAAUAGAGGAGGAGGGGGAUGAGGAGGAAGAGGUGGUGAUAGUCGAGGAAGAGGAGGAAGAAGAGGAGGAGAAGCAGCGAGAGCGGGACGAUGAUCCAAGGGGUUUCAGUUGGUCGUGCGGCAAAACGAGUCCGCAAAACGACGAGCGGAACGGCAAGGAUGACGUAGCUGUCGAAAAUAUAGCCGAGCGGAUUAAGAAGAGGAAAGUGAGCGCGGAAAAAAAGACGUCGAAGCCGACAGACGCGGAGCUCGACACGUCGUCGUCGUCGUCGUCGAAAAGGAGUACGAGGAAGAGAGCAUUAUCCGAGAGGAGGGACAAGAACUCCGCAGCUGAGGAUGGAGUCAUCGUAGCACCGUCGUCUCGGGAGAACGCGAAACUUGACAGUGCCUCCGCGUCGAAGCGGCGGAGACUACACGGGACCUCUCGGGGCAACGCGGAGAAGAGCGAGUCGUCGACGAACGCGACGAUCGGUAAAGCGGUUCUAUCCAAGAGAUCAGCGCGAACCGCGAGUUCGACGAAGAUCUCCAGGGCAGCAGCCGGCAGCGAGUCGAAUGGCACGCGCGACAGGUAUAACAAUGGCAAGUUCAAUUACGAUUCACCGCCGGAGUCUUGCGACGAGACGGAGGAGUGCACUUCGGAGAGCAGCAACGUCGCCAUCGGGACUCGCGUGGACGCGAAGCACGAGCGUCUCUCGGACGAGGAAGUGAUCAAGGAGCAGCAACGGAUCGAGCAGGUCUUGCUGCAGGAGCGGGAGGAUUACGAACUGGCGCGCCGCUUGCAGGCCAAGUUUGACGAGUUGGAGCAGGUAGCAAGGCGCACCAGACGUUCGAGGAGAGCCGUCGAGGACACGGAUUUCGACGCGGUGGAGUUGCGCGAGGUCACCGCGGUCAGGACAGUUCGUAAGACGAGAUGCGCGAGCCCCAAGCCGUCGCUCGUCGUACGAACCGCGAAGACCGUGUCCAAGAAGAAGCGCGGCAGGCCUCCGAAGCGCGUGAAAUAAGACGAGAUGCGUGCGCGAUAAUCGUUUGAAGAGUACGCGCGAGAACCCUCCAUUUUUGGAUGUUCCUAUGAGCCGGGUGUGAAGAUUACGAAGAGAAGGAGAAACAAGAAAAAAGAUAGUAGAGGUGGUAGUAGUAGCAGUAGUAAUAGUGGUAGAAGAAGAAAAAGAAACGAAAUAAGAAGAAAAGAGAAAUCAUAAAGAAAUAAAGAGGAAGGAGAAGAAGAAGAAGAAAGAGAAGAGGGUUUGGUUAUUGCGACUUUGUACAAUGUUUCGCGUGUUUGGAAAAUGCAACAAAACGAAUCGAGCAAUCGGUUGCGUGGUGUCGAAUGCGUACCUGGUGUACAUCGCGAGAGUACACGUGAAACGGUCUCGCGGCAAUUUUUCAGAUUGUUAUAAACGUCGUUCCCGGUGUCCACGUGAUUGUAACGUUGACGCGCGUCUCCCUAAGCGCCGUCUUUGUUCCUAACGCGCGUUGUUCCCGCGCGUUUUCAAGAUAGCGACGGAGAGGCGUGCGCUUUUUGCGGUCGUAUACAUAACGACAGAUUCUUUGGCCAAGCAGCAGGUUGAUCUUGGUUUGACUAAAAUUCAUGGUAGACCAGAGUUUGUGCUACAAUUCAGAUACGAAUCAUCCAGCGUGUAAUGCAGAUUCUAUUGCUCAUUCAAAACUGAAGAGGCUUUAUUUUUACAGAGAAUUUUUAUUUGAUAUAUAAAUAUUCAUAUACAUAUAUAUGCGUGUGCGUGUGUGCAUAUUUUUAAUGAAGAGCUGCGACGCAGAAUUCGCAAGGUUCCGCGCGCGAGAUCCGUCAAAGAAUCUGUUGAAAUCGAGAUCGGUGCUUCUGAGACAUCCCGUGUCCAUUUUUAUUCAUUCAUAGGCUAAUAGAAAUGAGAUACUCUCCCCACUUUUUACAAUCAAAACAGCGUGACAAUAGAAUGAACGAGAUGUGUUGUUAAAUUCGGCCAAGCGUGGUACAGGCGUGCGCACGUCCCUAAUCGUGACAAGGAGAGAGAUGUAUGUGCGAGAUUGAAAUUGUAGUUUUAUAUACAGCGGUUACACUUAUUUUGUAAGAAAGCUUGUCCAUUUAAGUAGGCUUAUAGAUCGCUACUUGUUGCAGCAGUCCCGUAAGAUUUAUAAUAACUAUUAUAUGCGCGAGUUAAUUAGCUUCUUUCUUUUUUCUUUUUUUUUUCUUUUCUUUUUUCUUCUGUGAAAGUUCGAUUCGCCGACAUCCGGUCCUUGGCGCUUUCUCGAGCGACGUCAAUCGCAUCAUCGAUCAAGGACCGACCGUUGAGCCUCAUUGUUAACGCAAUUUCCAUUGAGAACUAAUGAACGUUGAACGUUAGUCGGAGACGGAGUCAUUGGAGAUUUUCGACCGAUCCUUCGCUCCUUCCCGAGCGCGAAAGCGGCAAGGGGCGGGGAAUUGUAUGACGUUAUCUCAGUUGUCGCGAUUAAUCGCAACGUUCGCGGGAACGACUCUAUGUGUAAAGUUUGUUACGUGACAUUUAUAUAGAUUACCGAGCGAGAGAAAGGCAUGUUACAAGUGAAUCGUGUAUUAGCGUUAUAUGAAGAGAGAGAGAGAGGGAGAGAGAGAGAGAGAGAGAGAGAGAGAGAGAGAGAGAGAGAGAGAGAGAGAGAGAGAGAGAGAGAGAAAAACUAUAUGUUUGAUAAGAUCCGCUUGAUAUCUCGCGAUAAUUGUCUACUGUCAGCUUCGACGGCCUUGAUUAUCGUAUCGCAAUCGAAUUACUUGUUACAAAUUAAGCGUUGUACUAAGAGAUUUUUGCACGCGCGCGGACACACACUCGGCGUGAUCAUAUGCAUGCGGAUUUCCGCCGUGGUGUUCCUUUCGCGCGGGAUUCGACGGGACUCGCACACUUGUUGACGACUGUCGCGGAUUGCAGUUCCUUUGGCGUAGUUCCGUUUCUGCUGGUAGGUCUCGAAUUCUCUCCUGUUGUGUGCUUCAUCAUACACAACACACACAUACACACGUUAUAUAUUAUAUAAUAUAUAAUACACACAUGUAUUGCAUAUCAUAUAA
Molecule: messenger RNA, 5057 nt
Organism: Harpegnathos saltator (Jerdon's jumping ant)
Lineage: Eukaryota; Metazoa; Arthropoda; Insecta; Hymenoptera; Formicidae
Exons: 4
Coding region: 247-3027 (926 amino acids)
Biological process (GO): double-strand break repair
Cellular component (GO): site of double-strand break; nucleus
Molecular function (GO): ubiquitin-protein transferase activity; nucleosome binding; metal ion binding
Source: RefSeq, a predicted model, not a curated record